Microthlaspi erraticum is the source of this 1371-nucleotide messenger RNA. NCBI's taxonomy places the organism in Eukaryota, Viridiplantae, Streptophyta, Magnoliopsida, Brassicales, Brassicaceae. The record is from the annotation of a GenBank genome assembly.
AUGUCGCUAAAGGUAACCAAGAUAUCCCGAGUCAAACCAGCAACAAACUCCUCUCAGGAUUCAGUCGACUCGCUCGUUCUUCCACUCACUUUCUUCGACUUACGCUGGUUGAGAUUACAUCCGACCGAGAGAGUCCUCUUCUACGAACUCCAUGCAGACUCAUCUCGAGAGUCCUUUCACUCCGUGGUCCUCCCCAAGCUUGAGCGCUCUCUCUCCGUCGUCCUCUGUCACUACCUCCCGCUCGUAGGUCGCCUCACGUGGGAUCCACAGGAUCCUAAGCCAUGCAUCGUCGUCUCACCCAACGACUUUGUCUCAUUGACAGUUGCGGAGAGCGACGCUGAUUUUUCACGUGUUUCAGGAAAAGGGAUACUUCCCCAGACGGAGGUACGUUCUUUGGUGCCUGAGCUUCCGUUUUCUUGCGACUCGCCGUCUGUUCUUGCGCUACAGGUCACGUUGUUCCCGAACCAAGGGUUAUCCAUCGGCAUCGCAGCUCAUCAUUCCGGUAUGGACGGCAAAACAAUGGCUAGGUUUAUCAAAUCAUGGGCUCACGUCUGUAAACACGGAACCAUUGCCUUACCUGUAGACUUAACUCCGUUAUUUGAUCGUACGAUCAUCAAUGUUUCUGAAAGUCUAGAAGCAAAAAUUUUGGAAUUUUCGUUACAUUUCUUAGGGGAGAAAGACAGCCUAAGAUCGCUGAAGCCGCCUCCUACCGUGAAGCCCAGCCUAGACUUAGUCCGCGUCACGCUUGAGUUGACUCGGAAGAACAUAGAGAAGCUUAGGGAGCGAGCCAAGAGUGAGUCAACUCGCUCUCAGCUUGAGCUUCAGUUGUCAACGUUUGUUCUUGCUUACGCCUAUCUAUGGUCAUGCUUGGUGAAGACGCGUGGAGGUGACGUGGAUAGACCCGUGCGCGUUGUGUAUCUUGCUGAUUUCAGGAACCGGUUAGAUCCACCGGUUCCUGAGAAUUACUUUGGGAACUGCGUGUUCAUGAUCGGUUGCUUUGGACACAAAGCGAAGACAUUCUUGGGGAAAGAUGGAUUCGUCAACAUGGUAGAAAUUCUUAGCGAUUCGGUCAAAGGUAUUGGUUCACAAGAUAUUGAAGCACUUUGCGAGUCGUACGUUGAAAGAACCAAGAGCGUGAAACCGGGUACGCAAAGUGGGUUCAUUGUUGGGUCGAACUGGUUUGGGCUAUAUGGGUCAGAUUUCGGUUGGGGAAAACCAGCAAAUAGUGCGACUGUGUCUAUUGACGGGAUGGAGGCGUUUGCCAUGUCAGAGAGGAAGGAUGAGUUAGGUGGCGUUGAGGUUGGCUUGUGUCUGAAGAAACGUGAGAUGGAUGUUUUUGUUUCUCUAUUUCAAAAUGGUUUGGAAAACUAA